AUGGCUACGGCGACAGACAGCGUCGCGCAGCUCUACAGCACCAUCGCCACCUCCGAAGCCACACGCCUGGCCUUGCACCCCAUGGAGCGCGAAAUCACCCUCCGCACUAUCCGCGCGCACCUCCCGGCCGCGUCCGCUGUCGCCGACGUGGGCGGUGGCCCGGGCAAGCUCGCCUUUGCGCUCGCCGACGACGGCCACGCCGUGGACCUCGUGGACCUGACGCCCGCGCUCGUCGCCCUGGCCCAGCAGGAGCAGGACGCGCGCCGUGCCUCGGGCCAGACCGACCACCUGCUGCGGAGCCUGUCCGUGGGCAAUGCCCUGCACGUGUCGGCGCUCCUCCCGGCGGCCUCGUACGACGGCGUGCUGCUUCUCGGGCCGCUGUACCACCUCGUUGAGGAGUCGGAGCGCGUCGCGGCGGUGGCGCAGGCGCUGCAGCUGGCCCGGCCGGGUACGGGGGUGGUGUUUUGCGCGUUUGUUAGUGUGGCGGCGCAUCUGAGGGACAUUGCCGUCCGGGACCCGGCCAAGCUGGUUCGCGCGGGGGGCUUUUACAAAAACUAUCUACGUAGUGGCAGAUAUGACGCUUUCAAGGAAUCGCUCGGGAUUGCGGUGCAGGGCUACCACACUUGCGCUGCCGACACACGCGCGUUCCUGGAGAAGCACUUUACGAAGGAGGCGGAGCUUGUUGAACUACGCUCGACAGAAGGGAUUCUCGGCGGCGGACUGGAUGCCAAGCUUGAGGAUGCUGGGCCUGAGGUCGUCCAGGCAUGGGCCAGUCUCAUGUACGACGAGUACUCGGCAAAGGAAGAGUAUCUAGGCUGCGCCGACCAUCUUAUUGCUGUUCUUCGUAGGAAGUAG
Cordyceps militaris CM01 is the source of this 855-nucleotide messenger RNA. RefSeq names its product Methyltransferase type 11. The transcript is spliced from 2 exons. NCBI's taxonomy places the organism in Eukaryota, Fungi, Ascomycota, Sordariomycetes, Hypocreales, Cordycipitaceae. Bases 1 to 855 code for a protein of 284 amino acids. The record is from RefSeq and is a predicted model, not a curated record.